AUGGCGAGGCGUCUAGUUUGCUGCCGUUUAAAUAAGUUGCCCGCGAGGACGUUAGCAGCUCGUUCAUGGUGUCGCUGUUCUUCAAACAUUUAGUUGGUGAAAUAUGCUAAAUUCGCUCUUUAUCAACCACCAGGACCAAAAGGAGGCGCUGGCCAUCGAACGAAGGCGCCGGUUCGAGGAAUCACGGAAACAGCGCAUUUUCAAUGCACGCCGCCGGAUCAUCGGGGUCGAUACAGAUGCGCUCGGAUAUCAGGUGCAGGAAAAGCAAGAGGCCGUACAAGCGGAAGCAGAACAGGCCCGUAAGCUCGCCGAGGAAGUGCGCCGACAGGAGCAUGUGCUCCAGCUGAAGCAACGCGAACAGCGCCAGGAACGCAUCCGGCAGGAAGAUGAGUUGAACCGUUACCGGGCAACGCACCAGCGGCCGGAACAAUCGCGCGAUUUCGAUCUAUUCGAUCCGGAUGGGCUGAAAAAGGAAUUGCCCGCUCGCACCGGGGACGAUGAUCCACGACUGAGCGUUUCCGGUGCACAGCUGUUCGACGGUGAGGAUCUACAGGAACGCCACCGGCGUAAGGUGCAGCGUGAGCAACAGCGCUCCUGGUUGGAACAACAGAUACGGGAAAAGCGCCAGGCCGAAAUAGAUCGAAGGGCAGCGGAACGGUUCCUCGAGGAGACCCUCAUGUCCCGCGAAGCUCGUGUCCAUCAGCUAAACUCGCAGGAACGUUAUGCGCGUGAGAAAAUCCAGGAAGCCGUUAACGAGUUCAACUGCCGCCUCAUGCACGAACAGGACCAGCAGCGGCGACGGAAGGAACGCGAAGAACAGGAAGACAAUUUGGCCGAGAUCUACAACCAUCUGACGAGCGAUCUGCUGACGGAAAACCCGGACGCGGCCAAGAGUAGCUUCGGUCCGAAUCGCGUAAUAACGGCACAGUACAAGGGCAUGUCGCCGGAGGAGUUGGAACAGAUCCGCCAGCAACAGGAGCAACAGCUGGAGGAGCUCAACCGCAGGCGACAGGAGGAAGCAAACAUGCGCGAAUCCUGGGAUCGAUUGGCGAACGAUUUCGAUCGUGCGGUGACGAUGAAGGAACGAGAGCUUAUGCGCCGACGGCAUGCACUGGCUGAACAGAUACGCCAGGAAAACCAUCAGCUAGCACUCGAUCAGCAACGAAAGUUGGCGCAUCUCGAUCAGGUGGUUUAUCAGAACCGUCCGACACAGGCCUACUUCGAUCAGUUCAAUACCUGCACCAGAUAAACGACACUGCCGCAGCACUUGCACCUAGAUCUCUUUCCGAGCCUCUUAUAAUC
This is a messenger RNA of Anopheles aquasalis, 1302 nucleotides long. Its product is annotated as RIB43A-like with coiled-coils protein 2. The record is from RefSeq and is a predicted model, not a curated record. Lineage: Eukaryota; Metazoa; Arthropoda; Insecta; Diptera; Culicidae.